UAAAAAGUACAUUUUUUUGGUUUGUGAAAGAAGCUAAAAGCCAAAAGAAGCCAUGGUUCAGUGUAGCAACAACCUCCUCGGAAUCCUCAAUUUCUUCACAUUCCUCCUCUCAAUCCCAAUCCUCUCAGCCGGGAUCUGGCUAGGCAAAAAUGCAGCAACAGAGUGCGAACGUUUCCUCGACAAACCAAUCGUCGUCCUCGGAGUUUUCCUCAUGUUCGUCUCCAUCGCUGGUCUCGUCGGCGCUUGUUGCCGUGUCUCUUGCCUCCUCUGGCUUUACCUUUUCGCUAUGUUCCUCUUGAUUCUCCUCGGUUUCUGCUUCACGAUCUUCGCCUUCGCCGUCACUAACCGUGGAGCCGGCGAGGUUAUAUCAGAUCGUGGUUAUAAAGAGUAUCGCGUCGGUGAUUACUCGAAUUGGCUUCAGAAACGUGUUACUAAUGCUAAGAAUUGGGAACGGAUCAGAAGCUGUUUGAUGUAUUCAGACGUUUGCGCUACUUACCGUACUCGUUAUUCUACCAUUAACGUUGAAGAGUUCUACAAGUCUCAUCUCAAUGCUCUUCAGUCUGGUUGCUGUAAGCCGUCGAACGACUGUAACUUCACUUAUGUGAAUCCGACUACAUGGACAAAGACACCUGGUCCAUACAAAAACGAGGACUGUAACGUCUGGGACAACAAACCGGCAACGUUAUGCUAUGACUGUCAAGCCUGCAAGGCGGGUUUGCUCGACAACAUCAAGACCUCGUGGAAAAAAGUGGCUCAGAUCAACAUUGUCUUCCUUAUAUUCCUCAUUAUUGUUUACUCCGUUGGUUGUUGUGCGUUCAGGAAUAACAGGAAACGUAGCUGGUAAUGAGAUCUUUUUAUGUGUUGAAAUAGUAGAGCUCCAAAACCGAGAUUGAGAACAAUGAAAGAUAUAUCUGAAGUGUUAUUCAUCUUACUGUCUAGUAAGUUACUGCAGCCUUAAAAGAAAGCUCGUUGACGGCUUGUUUUGUGUGUGUGUGUGUCUGUGUAAGAUUGCACUUGCUUUUCAAUGUAAUUUCUCUCUUGAAUUUGCAACAUAUGACUAAAUGAAUUACAAAAGCACCUUGCUUUGUGCUUCUAUUUUUCUAA
Camelina sativa (false flax) is the source of this 1104-nucleotide messenger RNA. Its product is annotated as tetraspanin-7. Gene Ontology annotation, biological process: auxin-activated signaling pathway. NCBI's taxonomy places the organism in Eukaryota, Viridiplantae, Streptophyta, Magnoliopsida, Brassicales, Brassicaceae. Gene Ontology annotation, cellular component: membrane. The record is from RefSeq and is a predicted model, not a curated record.